ACCCCUAAAGUAGAAACCUUGGUCUAUGGUAUUCUUCUUAGUCUACGGUAUUCUUCUUAGUCUACGGUAUUCUUCUCAGUCUUUGGUAUUUAAGUGGAUGGAAUGGAUCGCGGUGUAAUCGUCCCAUUGGCUAACACGAGCGGAGUAAACUUAAUUCCGGCGUGCCGUAAUCGGGCGAUGAAUGACAGGCGCUCUGUGCCCAGGAGGGGGGGCGAAAAAGUGAGGUGCGUCGCGAAUUCAGAGUCAGAGCCUGCGGGAGUUUCGCGCUUCUAUUAUUCUGGUAAGAAUUUGCUUUGCUCCUAUCAAAAUAUUUAGGCGCCGUAAUCUUCCCCUCUACUCUCUUAUGGCGCCACGUAAAUUGAAUUUAACUGCUCACCCUACCACCUCACCAUUCCAAUUAGACUCCAAGUCUUUAUUCUGAUU
Messenger RNA from Babjeviella inositovora NRRL Y-12698, 423 nucleotides. RefSeq lists its product as uncharacterized. The record is from RefSeq and is a predicted model, not a curated record. Bases 103 to 315 code for a protein of 70 amino acids. NCBI's taxonomy places the organism in Eukaryota, Fungi, Ascomycota, Pichiomycetes, Serinales. The transcript has a single exon.